Molecule: messenger RNA, 1938 nt
Organism: Funneliformis geosporum
Lineage: Eukaryota; Fungi; Glomeromycota; Glomeromycetes; Glomerales; Glomeraceae
Source: the annotation of a GenBank genome assembly
AUGGGUAAUGAUGGAGGUUCAAUUCCAAAACGUAUUGAGCUUGUUAAAGAAAAACAAAAGGAAGUUAGACCAGAUCAAAAUGCAUUGAAAAUAGCUACCUGGUUUUUUUGUGCCCUAUCCAAGAGGUUAUUACAAGAACCUGUCGUUGUGUGUGGAUUAGGUAAAUUAUAUAAUAAAGAUGCUGUUAUAGAAUAUUUAUUAAAUAAGAAUGUUUAUGGUGACGGUGAUACUAUUUGUUCUCACAUCUCAACCAUGAAGGACGUAAAGGCAUUAAAAUUAGCGGCAAAUCCAGCAUUUAAAGAUACAAAUGGAGCUAGUAUAGCACAUUUCGACCAAGGAAUGGUAUCUAGAUUUAUUUGUCCUAUCACUAUGAAAGAAAUGAACGGAAAAGUGAAAUUCGUUUAUUUGGAAACUUGCGGUUGUGUAUUUUCCGAACAAGGUUUAAAAGAAGUACCUAGUUCUUCUUGUAUACAGUGCAGUAAACCAUUUAAACAAGAAAAUAUUAUUACUAUAAAUCCAAGUCAUGCUGAACAAGAGCAACAAGAAUCCGCCGAAGAUAAUGUCAUAGCUGAAUCUUCAUCAUCUGCUUCACGUAACAAGAGAAAAAGAGAAGGUAAUAGCGAACAAUCAAUAUUAAAGAAACCAGCAAUCGAAUUAGAAGUCGGUGUUACUGCUAGUAGUAGUGGUCAUAGUGGAAUUGGCGGUAAUAGCGUUACCGCUGUUGUUAACCAAAAAGUUCAAGAACAUUUGGUUAACACCUCUUCUAAAAACAAACAGUCUAAAGCCAUUCAAUCUAUUUAUUCACAGAAAAAAGAUAAGAGAGUAACUGAAAGUUAUUUAGUUAGAGCACAAAUUGAACAUAAGCAUCAGUUCAAAAGUAUCUUGAAAAUGUCUCGAGAAGCAGAGACACCACCACCUUUGUUUCGUUCAGGUCCAGGUUCAUCAGGCACUUCAAAAACAUUUUCUUUCUUAGCACCGCAUUAUAAAGAUUUCAUCAAUGAUGAUGAAACUUUUGGUGAAGGAGAUUCAUUUUUUGGUUCUGCAAAAAGAUUGACAAGUCCCAUGAUUGGAAGACAAACACUUUAUACACCGUCAAGGAAAGUUUCAUUCACAUCUAUACUAGAUAAGGUUUCGCCUAUUAAAUUUAAUGGUCAAUUCGGUCCUUCAAGGGAUGUUAUAAUAGAAAAGCUCACUACAAAGAGUCCUUUGAGAGAACAAAAGAAAAUAAAUUUUCUUGAAAACAUUACUAAUGUAAAAUUUGGAGCUGAUAAAUCCGUCAAAAAUCGUGUCAACGCGCCGCAAGCUAAAAAAAAAGUAGUAAACAAAACCAUUAAUAUUACUACUGCUGCGGCUCGAGCCAAGAAAGUCACAAUUCCAAAAGAAUUUAAUUUUUCCAAACGUUUUGAUAAACCACAAGUUAAGAAAAUUCAUUCACAAGGGAUUCAGAAACGACAACCAUUCAAAAAACCCGGCAAAGACCUGAAGGUUCCUCCAAAAGGACUAAAGAUUUCUAAAUGUCUUGAUAAACCACAUGCUAGAAGAAAUUAUCCUAUGAAUAAAUCUCAAAGGGUUAGGCAACCUGUAAAGAAAUCCGGCACAGAUUCGACGGUCACCAUUCCAAAAGAAUUUAACUUUUCUAAACGUUUGGAUAAACCACGUAGAACAAAUGUUAAAAAUUUUCCUACGCGUAAAACUAAUGGGAUUCAGAAACGUCGACCCGUUAAAACGAUUUUGACAAUUCCCAAACCCUUCAGAUUUCACGUGGGAAACCGUUCUAAAGUGGUCAAUGAUCAUUCGCCAAAAUCCCCGUUUAUUUCAUUGGCGGAACAAGUGCAACAUUUUACGAAUAAAACCCCGGACAGAUUCAAAUCAAAGACUGUAACGAUGAAGGUAAAAGCGAUGGCAAAAAGCUUGAAAAGUAUACGAAUCUUUCCAUAG